AUGGAAGCGAUUGAGGGGUCUUAUAGCGUAUGCGCGGGGAAGUCAAGCGCCGCGGAGGAUGUCGCAUACAACACACGGAACGUGCAAAUGGAGGAGAAACUUCUCGAUGAGGUCUGGACUAUGUUCUCGACUAAACAAGCGAGGUUUUACCUACCAGGUAACUGGGUGCAACAAAAAGGCGAUUUAGUCACCGGAUUAAGUUCUCGUUUUCCGACUCGCUCACUAGAGCCACCGUCGUAUGACCAGCCUCCGCCUUCAUACGACGAUGUGAUUCAUGAUCUCCCUCCCGAAUACUCCGCACUGCCUCCACUUGCCCAGCGCAAAUUGACAGCUGUUUCCCUCGUGCCGAAUACUCGUGAAAAAUCGCGUAAACCGUCAUCCUCGCUGCUGAAAGAUCGUAUGCUGGAUGUACGCAUUGAUUUUGAGAAUCCUACGGGUGUUCGGGAACAUAAGAAGAAAAAGCCCGCGGUAGCAAAGAAAGCAGCAGCGCCUCCUUCCCCCCCUCCUCCACCGCCACCACCAGCAGGCGGGGAUGGUGGAGGAGACGACAAUUCCAAUGGUGACGGUGGGGGUGCUGGUGAUUCGGGCGGCGCUGGAGGCGGCGACGGAGGAGAUGGUGGUGAUGAUUGGGGUGACUGGAAUGUGAGCGGAAAGAAGGAUAAGAAGAAGAAACUGGAGGAGGAAGAGGAAGAAAGAAAAUCCAAGGAAGAAGAAGAGAGAAUCGCUAAGGAAGAGGAAGAGAGACAAGCUAAGGAGGAGGAAGAACGAAAGGCCGCUGAAGCCUCUGCUGCCAAAGAUCUUAGCUGGGCUGAGGACGCCGGUGGAGGUGGGGGCGAUGACUCGUGGGCUUCCUUCACGAAUGUAGGAAAAAAGAAGAAAGGAAAGGACGAAGCACCGCCUGGGGGGUUCCAGGACAUAAGUCUGGAUAACGGCGCACCGCAAUUGGACUUGAACUUCGAUAGUCCGGCUCCCAAGACCGGCGGAACUGGGUUUAGUUUCGGGGGAUGGGGUAAAGACUGGAAUACCGGUGGCAAACUUGAUCCUCUUGGAGAUCCUCCUCCCAACGACGAAUCCAAGGAUAACAACCCCUGGGGAGCAACAUCCAAGAAGAAAACAUCACAGACAGGCGACUUCGAUUUUGACUUGGGGUCCGCACCCGCCGAAACCAAGCAAGAGGAUGACUGGGGAGGAGGUUGGGAUGCUAGCAAAGAUGAAAAGAAGGGGACGGAGCCCGAACCCGAGGCUCCUGCGCCUCCACCUGCGCCUGCACCCAGAGUCGAUUUCACGCAGGAAGCCUGGUAUCUCAAUCUCUCCAAGAGAGAGCAGCGUAAAGCGAAGAAGGAGAUGGAGAAGAAAUGGAAAGACGAGGAUGAAGCUGCAGCAAAGGAGGCAGCAGAGCAGGAAGCAGCCAGAGCCGAAGCUGAGGCAGAGGCUGCGGCUGCGGCUGCAGCUGCAGCUGUACCUGAACCCGAACCUGAACCGGUGGUCGAGGAGACUCAAAAGCCACCCGAGGGUGAUAAUGACUGGGGUUGGGGUGUUCCAGUGAAGUCCAAAGAUAAGAAGAAGAAGAAGAUUGACCUUUUAGCUGAUCCGGUGCCUAUCAUCGAUGAGCCGCCAGUGAAAGCAAAAGAGCCAGUUGAUGUUUUUGCCGCCUGGGGAGUUACCCCAAAGGACAAGAAGAAAAGCAAAGGCAAAGCUGAGCCAGUACCGGAGCCAGAACCUAUUCCGGAACCCGAACCCGAGCCUGAGCCUGAGCCUGAGCCUGAGCCUGAGCCUGAACCCGAGGCGCCAAAGGUGCCUGAUGAGCCCCUAUACGAAAAUUGGCGAGAGAUAUCGUCUAAAGAACGCAAGAAGCGAGAAAAACAAUUGAUGCGCAAGGGCCUUCCCAUUCCUGGCAAGGACUUCGAGCUCCCGUCCGACAAGCCGCCUGAAGAAGUGCCUGAACCGGUUGUUGAACCGGAACCGGAACCGGAACCAGUGCCUGAGCCUGAACCUGAACCUGAACCGGAGCCAGAGCCAGAGCCAGAACCGGAGCCUGAACCUGAGAAACCGGCCGAAGAGGACUCCUGGGGCAUUUGGGGGCCAGCAAAGGACAAGAAAAAGAAGAAAAAGGGCAAGGAUAUUGAAGAACCUCCCCCACGUGCGCCGACACCUCCUGCUCAGGGCCUGACCCCAGAGCCGGAAGCUUUCCACGACAAUGCCGACGACAUUUGGGCGGAGCUAGCCCCUAAGACCUCGAAAAAGACCACGAAAGCCAUCGAACCGCCCAAAGAGGAAAAAGCGUCUAAAGGCUUCUGGUCGAGCCUGACUGGGGGUUCUACGAGCAAAACCAAAUCAACUAAGAAAGCGAAAGAAAAGGAACCUGAGCCUAUAGAAGAGGAAGACCUGCUUAUUGAUGUUGGCGACAAUCCUCCAGAGCCUGAGCCUGAACCAGAGGCAGAGCCUGAACCUGAACCGGAACCGGAACCAGUGCCUGAACCCGAACCUGAGCCUCCUGCCCCCGAAAAGGUAUCUAAGUCUAAGGCUUCCAAGCUCAGUGUUGCUGAACGAAUCAAGGCCCUGGAGCAGGCCAAGAAAGAGAAGGCAAAGGCAGAAAAAGCUAGCUCGAAGAGCAAAUCCAAGGAAAAGAAGGUCGAACCGGAACCGGAACCAGAGCCAGAGCCUGAACCUCCUGUAGAGGAGCCUGCUCCAACGAAGAAGAGUUCAAAAUCCAAGUCUAAGACAGCGGAAGCUCUUGAGUUUGAAGAAAGGAAAGUUUCCAAGGACUCUGUUCCUGGAAGCUUCCCAGACUUUGGAGAUGAUCCCGAGCCUGAACCUGAACCUGAACCCGAGCCAGAGCCUGAACCAGAACCAGAACCAGAGCCCGAACCGGAACCGGAACCUGAGCCACCGGCCCCAGAUCUUUCAAAAAUGACGAAAAAGGAACUCAAGAAGUAUAAAAAGGCUGAAGCCGAGAGAGCCGCAGCUGCAGCCGCAGCGGCGGCUGCCAGGGAGCCAACACCACCACCUCCCGAAGAUACACGUGAGAUAGAACCGGAGCCGGAACCAGAGCCAGAGCCAGAACCAGAACCAGAACCAGAACCGGAGCCAGAGCCUGAGCCCGAACCUGAAGCCGAAGUUCUAGAAGAGAACGAGGAAGAUGCUCCACCCAUUCCUCCGCCGGAGCCUGCCGAAGAGCCUCCAAAACCUUCCAAGAAGGAGCGAGCGCGCGCUGAACGGAAUACGAACACCUCUUCAUGGGGCGGCUUUUGGGGGGGCCCGCCGCCCCCAAAGAAGUCGAGUAAGAAGGAAAACAAGAUUCAGGAGGAAGCAGAACCUCCAAAGAAGUUGAAGAAGGAACCCAAGGUCCAAGAGGAAGUGGAAGCCCCAAAGAAGUUGAGUAAGAAGGAAAACAAGAUCCAGGAGGAAGUAGAACCUCCAAAGAAAAAAGAGUCUACUCGAAAAUCUCGACCUAAAGACCCCGAACCAGAAGUGGAAAGGUCUUCUGCAUCUGACCGGGAAAAGCGACGAGAGCGAGAGGGGCGCUUGUCGAAGAACCAACGUGGCGUGGCCUUGGCCAACAUGGUACUGGGUACACCCCAGUCCAAAAGCAAAUCGACUCGCAAACCUGGUUCUUCGUCGAAACCCGUAUCUAGGCGUCCAUCAGUUGAUAUAGACGACAAAACUGCCGAUCUAGCACCUCCGGAUGAGAAGCCUGAGGUUUCCGACAAAGCAGCCAAGCUGAUGGGCAUGGAUCCUUCCAAGUCUCGACGUGAGCGCCCGCGCAUGGACAGACGGAAAUCAGUUCGAGAUCCGUAUGCGAUCGAGGAUGAUGACCUCGUUAUGGUUGACAUGGAGGAUGCCGAGGGUCACUCACCCAGGGAGGGCUCCAAGGGCUCAAGGAGCAAGUCAAAGAGACAGUCGCGCCCCAGACCUGACGACGAGGACGACGCUGUCAUGGUUGAUCCAUAUCAAGCAAAUCCCCCGCAGAUGUAA
Molecule: messenger RNA, 3975 nt
Organism: Penicillium samsonianum
Lineage: Eukaryota; Fungi; Ascomycota; Eurotiomycetes; Eurotiales; Aspergillaceae
Exons: 4
Coding region: 1-3975 (1324 amino acids)
Source: RefSeq, a predicted model, not a curated record